Didymodactylos carnosus is the source of this 1401-nucleotide messenger RNA. The record is from the annotation of a GenBank genome assembly. NCBI's taxonomy places the organism in Eukaryota, Metazoa, Rotifera, Eurotatoria, Philodinida, Philodinidae.
AUGCUGGCGUUAUUCUCAGUCGAAAUACUUGGUGAAGAGCAUCACAAUGCAGGAGAAGAAGUAGCUGGUCAACAACUAACCGGUGAUGUUGGACUAGAAAUGGCUAAACAUGCUGCUGAAAUCGGCCCAUUAAACGUAUUCGAAUCCAACGUACGAAAAGCGGAUAAUGUACUGCUUAGUGCAGGAAAUUUUACGUAUGUGCCAACAAUCGGUGUGCCAACAAUCGGUGUAAUAAAAAGUGCUGCCCAAGAAUAUAGACGGAAGUUCAGAUAUGACAAAGAUAUAUUUAAAGAAGUUCGCAUUUUAAGAGAAGCAUUGUUAGCUUCAGACUCAUCGUCCAAACAUGUAACUGGCAAUUUAUCAAAAACUGAAAUUAAAAAAGAGCACCGUCAUGUAACUAUCAAAUUAUUUGCUAUUUCAUUAAAUUGUAAUAUAAUUUUUGAUGCAUUGCGUUUAUUUGAAACGAUUUCAUUAAUAUACGGUGAUCCUUCGCAAACGAACGUCGACAAAGCUGUUGAGCCCUUAUUACCGGUAACGGAUGUUCUUGAUUUCGAUUUGAAAGAAUUUCUCAAAGACGAUACAGAUGAUGAUUUAGAUGAGCUCUCUCCGGUGGAUGAUCUAUUAGAAUCGUCGGAUCCAAUAAUUCAUCAGUCACCGUUCAGCAUAAUUGCGAGAGAACAAAUACCUUUCUUACAAAAAGCUCUUUCUGAACGUAGCAAACCAUUAAUACCGCCAACAAAUCCUUAUUAUACAAAAAAAGUGAUCGAUUUGUUUUAUAGAUGGUGGGCGUAUUUACCUAUGUGGACGUGUAUUCUUGUGGAUUAUAAGGAGCGGUAUGCGAGCGACAAACCGGUCUCAGCAGACACGUCCGUACUGGGUCGUGGACGUUUAUUAAAUGCAAUAGCCGAAUCGUAUUUUGAAAUUAUAAAAGAAGUAGUGUUGCAAAAGAAAACGCGACUCCGACCAGCUGAUUUUGUUACAAAGGUUUAUCAAAGUACUGUAGCACGUUUCAAGGCUGGGCAGUUCGGUGUAACACAAUCAGUUCAACCGAGAAAGUCAAGAAAGCCUUUAGAUGUACUUAUACCCGAAACAUGGAGAAAACAUGGUAGAAAAUCACAUACAAGAGGCAUUUAUUUCAGGAGGAUAAAAAGAAGUCAAAUCACAAUCAGAAAAACCUCUGAUCGGCCACGAUCUACUAGUGCAUCCGGUGUAUCUCCUCUUCGGGCAACUUCAACAGAUUCUCAAUCAGUUGAUUCUUUGGAUAUAUCGUAUGAUGCUGAAUCAGUCAUUAAUGCAAAGACAAAGAGAAGUAGCACAUCCAUAGAUGACAUUCAACCACAGUCAACUACACCAUCAAAUCCUCAUGAAGAUCUAGCGGAUGAUUUACAGCUGGUCGAUUGA